AUGACAACAAAAACCAUCUGCCGCGCCUGCCACCGCGCAGCUCUUUCAACCACCUCCUCGGCCCUCUCGGCCUGCUCCAGCUCCAACUCCAACUCCAGCCAGCCAUCAACCCGUGACCUUCCCCGGUCACGAUCUUUUACAACCGAAACCUUCCCUCAAUCCACCGCCCGCGGCGGCUCCUCCAAACUCUCUCCACCAUCACAAAUCGACCCAUCAGUCAUCCUCUCCACGCCAACCUGGUCCGUCCGCUCUCUUCUUCCUCCAUCAUCCACACCAUCCUCAUCAACCCAACCCGAAGAAAGCGAAAUAACCCCCCAAACUCUGCACCACCUCGCCCGCCUCUCCGCCCUCCCCCCGCCCUCCGCCUCCGACCCUGCCUCCACCACCCGCCUCCUCUCAGCUCUGCACUCACACCUGCACUUCGUGCGGGCCAUCCAGUCGGUGGAUACCACGGAUCCUUCAGAUCAAGCCAAGGAGCUGGCGCCGUUGAGUUCGAUCCGAGAUGAGUCUCCGGAGGGACUGGCGGACAUCACAAUUGAUCUGAAGAUGCUUGAAGGGGCGCUGGCGGAGGAGGAUAUUGUUGGUCAUUGCCGGCGGCCAAGGCGGAGAAAGAUGGAGGAGCUGAAAGAAAAGAAGAAAAAUGAGGCUGAGGAUUGGGAUGUGUUGGGAUCAGCUGAGCAAAAGGUUGGGAGAUACUUUGUUGUCAGGAGUGGGAAGAAGGGGGAGUAGAUGAUCAAGCGGAAAAUGGCUGAAGUUCGUCUCGCGCCCUGGAGAGGGCAGAAGGGCUGUGGUCUGCGUGGUCUGACUAUAUAGGAGGGCUCUGUAUCUGCUAACUGAUGCCGAACGUGUGGGGAGCCUGGAAGAUUUGGAAUAAGACGGCAAAUGCGUUGUUAUAACACGCGGGGCCGGG
This is a messenger RNA of Neurospora tetrasperma FGSC 2508, 910 nucleotides long. RefSeq lists its product as uncharacterized. Bases 1 to 729 code for a protein of 242 amino acids. Gene Ontology annotation, biological process: glutaminyl-tRNAGln biosynthesis via transamidation; regulation of translational fidelity. The record is from RefSeq and is a predicted model, not a curated record. Lineage: Eukaryota; Fungi; Ascomycota; Sordariomycetes; Sordariales; Sordariaceae. Gene Ontology annotation, molecular function: glutaminyl-tRNA synthase (glutamine-hydrolyzing) activity. The transcript has a single exon.